GCUAUGUCAUAUGCUCCCGGGGAUGCCCAUCAGCUUCAAGGUCACGCAGCUUUGGGAGUGGCAUGGUGAAAUAUCAAACACCAGCAAGGUAGUAAGUGGGAGUUGGCACUGUUUCUGUUGCUAUCAACUUCUUUCUAUCGCAACUCUUUGUCUAGCGUCUUGAACAACUAGAAGCACUGCCUGGUCGCAUCGAACAGGCAGCAAAUCAUCAUCACCACCCACGCGGUCCAUCAAAAAUGACACCACAGUCGACCGGAUUACCGCCCAGGUAGCUUUAUCGCAUGCCCCCCCACGAUGGGUAAUAGCUACUCUCUUUCAACACCAUACGCCGGCUCGGCCGGCAUCGACAUACCGGAGCUGUCUGAUCUGGUCCAUGAGAGAUCCAUAGGAAAUGCCCGGUUUAUGAAGAGCAUUCGUGCCCGUCACCGGGACGGCGUUGCUCUCGCCAAGGUCACUGUCAAGCCCUAUAGCGAUUGCUCCCUGAAGCAGUACGGCGAUAAGAUCCUAGAGGAACGAGACAAGCUACGCCAUGUCCCCAACGCCUUGGGCUUCGAGCGCGCCUUCGAAACACAGACGAAUGCUUACCUAGUCCGACAAUACAUCUACAGCUCCCUCUAUGAUCGAAUGUCUACGAGGCCCUUUCUUGAAGAUAUUGAAAAGAAAUGGUUGGCCUUUCAGCUGCUUUGUGCCCUGCGCGACUGCCACGCUCGAGAUAUAUAUCACGGCGAUAUCAAGACGGAAAAUGUCAUGGUAACAUCGUGGAACUGGCUAUAUCUUACGGACUUCACGGGCUCCUUUAAGCCAGCCAAGCUGCCUGACAAUAACCCUGCUACUUAUUCAUAUUUCUUCGAUUUGUCGGGUCGAAGAACAUGCUACAUUGCGCCUGAACGAUUCGUUGAGCAGAUUCAGAACCCCCAAGAACUCGAAGGACACAAUCUCACAUGGUCGAUGGACAUCUUUAGUGCUGGGUGUGUCAUUGCCGAAGUGUUUCUGGAAGCGCCCAUUUUCAGUCUAAGUCAGAUGUUCAAGUACCGCCGUGGCGAGUACGAUCCCGUCAUUUCGCAUUUGAGUAGGAUCUCUGAUCAGGGACUAAGGGAGAUGUUAUCGAGCAUGGUUCAAUUAGACCCGGAAAAGCGUUAUUCUGCUGAGCAGUAUCUUCAAUUCUACAAGGGCAAGAUAUUUCCAGAAUACUUCUACAGCUUCCUCCAUCAAUACAUGGAACUGGUCACCGAUCCUACCUCUGGAAGAGCACCGGUCACUGGUUCUUUUAAGAACCUGGGCGAAGCGGAUGACCGGAUAGACCGUGUAUUUUACGACUUCGAUAAGAUCGCUUACUUCUUAGGAUAUCAAGACCAGAAAAAUGCGCCCCAAUUGUCUCGUUUUACGCCUAGACUCGGUCUUGGGCUCUUUCCUGUCAGAUUGAGCAUCCCAAAUAAUGAGCGUUUCACGUCUAUAGGAACACAGCCUUUGACUGAUGAUGGAACGCUCAUCUUCCUUACUCUAAUAGCUGGCUCUUUGAGGAAUACGGCCCGGGCGGCAUCAAAACUAAGGGCGUGCGACUUGUUAUUAGCUUUCUCUGAAAAGUUAACUGACGAAGCAAAACUCGACCGGGUGUUACCUUAUUUGAUGACAUUACUGAAUGAUGAUAUUGACCUCGUUGCUAUUGCGGCUUUGAGAUCAAUCACGCAACUUCUAGCUCUAGUUACCGUCGUAACUCCAGUCAAUGCACACGUAUUCCCAGAAUACAUCAUGCCUCGAAUGCAGGUAUUUUUAUCAGGCGCUUCUCGACAACCGAUCAUGGGGAAGGAACGCAGAGAACCUAACGCCUUGGUACGCGCAACCUAUGCGUCUUGCUUAGGUAGCUUAGCUACGACUGCGUCCAAAUUUCUAGAGCUCACCGCUAUUCUUAGAGCGGAGGGCUCAAUUACUACUGCAGACCCUGAGAUAGAAGCCGAGAGCGAUCCGGAUGCUGCUUUUGAUGGGCUUUUCGAUAAUACACAGGAAGAACUCGUGGAACUCUUCGAAACUCAUGCAAAGGCUCUCGUCGAAGACACCGAUGCAUCCGUUCGUCGUGCAUUUCUUACUUCAGUUCCUGAACUAUGUGUGUUCUUUGGCAGCGCCGAAUCGAAUGAUAUUCUCUUAACCCAUUUGAAUACUUACUUGAACGACCGGGAUUGGAUGCUCAAAUGCGCAUUCUUCGACACUAUCGUCGGUAUUGCUGCUUUCUUAGGUAGCACAAGUUUAGAAGAGUUCAGUCUUCCGCUAAUGGUCCAAGCUGUUACUGACCCUGAAGAGCAUGUUGUGCAAGCGGCUCUACAUUCAUUAGCAGAAUUAGCAAAGCUAGGCCUCUUAUCAAAGGCGAAAACUUGGGAGCUGAUUGACGUCGUCGGACGGUUUACUAUGCAUCCUAACAUUUGGAUUCGGGAAUCCGCAACUGAGUAUAUCUCGAGUGCCACCAAGCUUCUAUCCCCUGCAGAUAUUAGAUGUAUUGUCCUUCCGCUGGUUAAACCAUUCUUGAAGCCGUCUAUUAUACCAACCUUUUCCGAGAUCAGUCUUCUUGACGCCUUAAAAAAGCCCAUGUCUAGGACGGUUUUUGACUUGGCUUUGUCAUGGGCACAGAAGACCGAUAAAGGUCUAUUCUGGAAAGCUAUCAGACAGCAAAAGCAGUCAGCAUUUACGGUUGCCUCGACAGCACUGUCCAUCCGAUCCUCCCGGGAGUUGCAACCUCGGUCGCUUAACAAGGUUCCGCGAAACGACGAGGAUGAGCAUUGGUUAACUCGGUUACGAAAUAUGGGCAUGUCUCAGGAAGACGAAUUCAAGCUCCUGGUUCUCAGGGAAUUCAUAUGGCGCCUUAGUCAGAUGAAGAACCGAGACCUUGUCACCCAAGAUAACAUUGCAAAGGAUUUGAACAAUAUCCUCAAGUUAAGAAAUUUAAAUGUCAAGGUGCAGAACAUUAUGUUUGACGAAUCGGCUGGUAUAGACGACUAUAUGUUACAAAACGAAGAACAGCAGCAGCGAUCGGGAUCCGAACAGGGCAAAGGCCCAUAUACUAUAGCUGACGCCCUUCUAGACGCCUCCAUGACAAUUGACGAACCUGUCGGCCGAAGACGUCGGGCUGCUGCAAAUACUCACAGACCACGAAUGAGUAGCCGGGGAGGCGCAGUCUCACCAAGGACUCGAGAUGAUAGGGCAGCAUCACCAUCUCACACGAUUCUUUCUUCACCUAUCAGUAGCUCACCACGAGACUCUAUCGCUGGGGGUCGACGAAAUAAUGAUGAUGCAUCAUCAGUAUCGGACGCCCCCUAUUCGUCCAGGAGAGCCAUCAGAAACCAAUCUAGCGCUCUUGAUCUGCUUAACAGGAAAGACAGUGGUAGGUCCAUUGCUGAAACAAGCACAACUGAAGCCAACGUGCUUGGCCAGGUAGGGGGCCCAUUCGCACAGGGCCCACCUGCUCGUCUGGCUGUUCCUGAACCAGACGGCCGGGAGAGUAACCGACAAGAGAACAGGCAGCGUACCGCUCAUACAUACGAAGGAAAUGACCCUAAUAUUCUCCGGAUGCUUGAUAAUAUGUACGUUGACAACUAUCCCCACGAUAUCAUGGAAUAUGGUCCCCUAGUUUCACCUGUCACGAGGAGAAGAGCUAGCAAAACUGCCGGUCAACUCAGUGAAGAGGCGUGGAAACCGACUGGUAGACUGGUAGCAACGUUCUCAGAGCAUCGCGGCGCUAUUAAUCGCGUGAUCCCCUCCCCUGACCAUCAAUUCUUCAUCACGGGUAGUGAUGAUGGGUGCGUUAAAGUUUGGGACUCAUCACGGCUCGAGCGAAAUGUCACGCACCGCGCUCGGCAGACUCAUAAACAUGCGCCGGGUGCUCGAGUGGUUGCACUAUGUUUUGUUGAGAACACCCACACCUUUAUCAGCUGUGCUACUGAUGGGCGAGUGCAUCUGGUUAAAGUUGACACUGCUGUCUCAGGCGGAUCAAUUAAGUAUAUCCGAUUGCGUCUGCUUCGUGAAUAUCAACUUCCAGCCGACGAGCACGCUGUCUGGUGUGAGCAUUUCAAACAGGAGCUUAAUUCGGUUUUGAUACUCGCCACAAACCGGUCUCGUAUCCUUGCUAUGGAUUUACGUACAAUGACUCUUAUGUACAUACUUGAUAAUCCAGUUCACCAUGGAACGCCAACCUGCUUUUGCAUUGACCGGAAGCGAAAUUGGCUUCUUCUCGGCACUUCUCAUGGAAUACUAUCCCUAUGGGACCUACGUUUCAAGGUCCGCCUGAAGAGUUGGGGCUUGGACGGUAAAUCGGCCAUAUAUCGUCUCAGCUUGCACCCUGUCAAAGGCCGUGGAAAGUGGGUUUGCGUAGCUGGCGGUACGGGGUUCGGCGAGAUUACGGUCUGGGAUCUUGAGAAGACACAGUGCCGAGAGAUAUAUCGUGCUGGAAGUGUCAAGGACGGACCGAAAGUGUACGAGCCUUGGGAUGUGGACGACGACAAACCCUCGAAUAUCUUGGUUUUUUUCGCAACCAAUGUCGAGCCCUCUGCCAGUAGCUCAGACCACGGGGUACGGGCAAUGGUAGUCGGCGCGGGCGCGAUGGAGGAUCAGCGCGACGUGCGAUACGGUUAUAUCCUGACGGGCGGUUCUGACAAGAAGCUUCGAUUCUGGGACCUCAUUCGCAUUGAAAAUUCAUGUGUUUUCAGUGGUCUACAGAGCGAGGAUGCUCGACCCGUCUUCGCAACGAUCAGCACGCCCAACCAUCCGGGCUUAAGCCUCAACGUGGAGCGGCUACCAAAGAGUGAUCGGGGCACGGAUCAAAGGGCAGGCAGUGUCUCAAGUAAGGGCAGCAAGAGCACGAGCAGCCGGGAGAAACCUCCGCGCCACACAGUUAUAUCGAACGAACAGGCCCAACUGCUUAGAAGUCACUUGGACUCGAUCCUCGAUGUUGCUGUGCUCGAGCUACCUUAUACGAUGACGGUUAGCGUGGACCGGUCGGGUGUCAUCUUUGUCUUCCAGUAGGAAUGAGACUUGACGCAGCGAGAGUGGGAAGCGCAGGAGAGUAACGAUACACAUGUAUUUUGACCUUCGCUCGUAUAUUCACCGGGCACAUAUUGUUAUUGUUUUUUGUGAAUAGUAUUAUCUAGGCAGGAAGAUAUCCUCGGAGUUGAGUAGAUGGUCGAUGGUAUUACUGUAGAGAUGACGACCAACGGCGCGGUAUCGAGAAUCAUAGUAUAUUAGAGUCUUGAUAUCUUAUACACAUACGGAUGAUUCAUGAUACAAAUAUCUCUAUUAGUAUCCGAUUUCAUGCAGAUUAGAGUUUCUCAAUUGACCUCCUCAGU
Messenger RNA from Xylaria bambusicola, 5327 nucleotides. RefSeq lists its product as uncharacterized. Bases 295 to 5007 code for a protein of 1570 amino acids. Gene Ontology annotation, cellular component: phosphatidylinositol 3-kinase complex, class III, type II; late endosome; nucleus-vacuole junction. The transcript is spliced from 2 exons. Gene Ontology annotation, biological process: protein targeting to vacuole; macroautophagy; late endosome to vacuole transport. The record is from RefSeq and is a predicted model, not a curated record. Gene Ontology annotation, molecular function: protein binding; protein serine/threonine kinase activity; ATP binding. NCBI's taxonomy places the organism in Eukaryota, Fungi, Ascomycota, Sordariomycetes, Xylariales, Xylariaceae.